GUUAACUUUCUCUCCUCCUCCCCCUCUCUCUGCAGUGAAUCAGCAGGCAUUACGCCUGUCCCCUCUGCCUCUCCUAGAAAUGGCUGUUAACUCUCUCUCUCUCUUUCCUUCCCUCCAACCCUCCCUCUGUUUCUUCCUCUUUCUCUGCAGUAUUCCUCUCUCUCUCUCUCAAUUCAGUGUUGCAAUAUUUCUUUCAGAGAGUUCUCACGUUGGUGCAUAUCAGGUACUGUAGUAUAUUAUGAAUGGUGACUAUGAAAUUCAACCAAACUAUGUGUUGGUUAAUUUUCAAGUCCCUUUUCAUCUGACAGCCUGUGCAAUGUGUAUCCUGUCCCCUCAUCUCAUUACGGUUGAACAAAAAGCAUCGCCAGAUGUCAAAGCUGAAAAUAGCACGAGAUCAUUGGUUGAGAGCAAUGCAGGUGCAGAUGCCUUUGUGGAAACUGCAGGGUGCAGUGUGAGAAAGAAACACUUGUAGUUCCAGGUGUGUUGCUCUCGGCCGAUGUACAGUAUGUGACACGAUGGCAUAUAUUGACUUAUGCGUCUAUAUAUGCAAAUAGCUUACUUAUAUAUACCUCGCAGACAGGCUGCAAGGAGACUAGCGUCGCUCACUGCAAUCUGUUUAUUUCCCCUCAAUUUCUACAUCCAGGUCACCCUCAGCCAUUGUAGCUUGUUUGGCUAAUUCGUCAAUAGACUAUAUGAAUCUGAAGAAAAAAAACACAAUUGACCAAAACGACAACCAAACCUAUAUCGAAAUUAUGAGUGGAAAUAAAUAAAAAUGCAAGAAUUUAUGCUCUGAUAUUGAAAAAAAGACACGCAUGCUAUGAGCGAUAGGAGCAAGCAUGCAAAACAAAAACUCUUAAUUAUAUCAUUAUCAUAUUAUCUGCCAAUUCAAUUGACAAGCAUUAGGAGACAGUUUGCCUGCAACGUAUUGAGACAAUAUCACUAGAGCGUUGGCCUUGUGUCAGCCUGUUCUCAAGCCAUGGAUCAAUGAACAAGGAUCCUCACCCAUGAUGGCUCUCAGGCCUACUUCAGAUUUACUCGUACACUGCACUCCAUUUUUAGUGAACGUGGUUAUAUUGACCAACCGUUUAUAGUGAUCAAAUGAUCGUGCUGCACGGAUGUGACCACUGUAAAAGAGGAGUGUACUCUCACUGGGCACGGACGCCAAUUCAAUGUCUAUUCCACGUUGGGUCAACAACGUUGAUUCACCCAAUGUGCCCAGUGGGCUGUAAAGCCAAAUAUCCAUGGCUAACUGUAUGUUUGUUGUACUUUCUCUCUCCUCAGCGUCUCUAUGCCAUGGGGCAUGUGUGGAGGUGGACUCUGACACUGACGCAGUGGUCAACGAAGGCUUUAAGCUGGGCUGUAUCUCCUGUAAAAUGAGGGGCGAGGUGCCCGCCGAGACCACUGUUGAAUGGUCCUUUAUGCCCAAAGGGGAGAGCGAGUUCACAACAAUCUACAGCUACGAGGAUCUAAUGAGCGACAUCCCGGACGAGCGCUUCUACGAGCGUCUGGACUGGAACGGCAGCAAGAAGACCAAGGACCUGCAGGACGGCUCCAUCUACAUCCGGAACGUGACGUGGAACGACACGGGCACCUACCGCUGCAUCUUCAACCGCACCCUCACCUUCACCUCCUUCAAGUUCCACAACGACACCACCAAGAUCGUCCACCUCAACGUGGUGCCAAGACUGACCAGGGGGAUAGCGUCCAUCUUGUCCGAGGUGAUGAUGUACGUCACCAUCGUUGGGCUGCAGGUAUGGCUGGUGGUGGAGAUGAUUUACUGCUACAGGAAGAUAUCAGCGCAAGGCGAGGAAGCAUUGAGAGAGAGCGCGGCGGAGUACUUAGCUAUAGCUUCAGAAAGUAAAGAGAAUUGUGCAAUGGUGGCAGUAACCGAAUAGCACUGAUUAAAGAAUGGCUCCAAACGACAAAUAGCUCUUGAUAGCCCUUCAACACUUCUCCACUUCUUCCAUUAUGACACCAUCUCAUUGUGACACCAUCUCAUUACCCCAUCCAGGAGGACAAGCAGCCAAGAGGCUUGUCCAGAGAACAGAUGGAUGAGAAGUGAAACAGCCAAUGAAAAAAAGGACAUAUGCUGUAUAUUUGCAUUUAAAUACAGUAGAGUGUACCAUCUAGCAGUACUAUAAUAUCAAAGAGAGUUGUAUAUACAGUACGUAUGGUUAAUUAUGCAAUCCAAAUCUUCAUUAUAAUACUCCUACAUUAUAUUAAGUUAGUAUUGUACAUUAAGAAUAGCUGCAUGCCUCCCGGGUGGCGCAGUGGUCUAGGGCACUGCAUCGCAGUGCUAACUGCGCCACCAGAGUCUCUGGGUUCGCGCCCAGGCUCUGUCGCAGCCGGCCGCGACCGGGAGGUCCGUGGGGCGACGCACAAUUGGCAUAGCGUCGUCCGGGGUAGGGAGGGUUUGGCCGGUAGGGAUAUCCUUGUCUCAUCGCGCUCCAGCGACUCCUGUGGCGGGCCGGGCGCAGUGCGCGCCAGCCAAGGGGGCCAGGUACACGGUGUUUCCUCCGACACAUUGGUGCGGCUGGCUUCCGGGUUGGAGGAGCGCUGUGUUAAGAAGCAGUACGGCUGGUUGGGUUGUGCUUUGGCUUUCGACCUUCGUCUCUCCCGAGCCCGUACGGGAGUUGUAGCGAUGAGACAAGGUAGUAAUUACUAGCGAUUGGAUACCACGAAAAUUGGGGAGAAAAUGGGAUAAAAAAAAAAAAAAAAAAAAAAGAAUAGCUGCAUGUGUAGUGAUACAUCCUAACCAUGGGCAUUAAUACGUUUCUUAAGGUCAAUUUCAGGAUUCUAAAGUGUGCUUGUAUCAAAGCAAUUAGAGGACAGAACUCAACUGCAAUCUGACACAAUGGCUUCAGUAGCCGGUCUUGACCAGACCUUCAAUGGCUAUUAUGCGCAGAUCCAGACUAGCCUACCGGUAUAUUCAAAAGCAUUCCAAUAAAACCUUAAGUUAUGCAUUCAGGUUAAUGAAAUGAGUACCCUGAGGAGUAUUGGUCUAACACACGGUUGACUAGCUGGGAGUACUGGAUUGUACACAUCCAGAGCAACUAUUUCUGUUUGACAACAUCUGUCUACCCUUUAAAGGUUAAAGCAUUAAUGAUCUAGUAAUGUUACCAAUAGUCUUCCUCUUUUUUUGGGACAGGGAUAACUCUCUCAAACUUAAAGUACAUUAGGAUCAGGGUAAAUUCACUAUCCAGUGUCUAGUAUAGAUGGUAGAAUGCCUGUACAUACUGUAGAUAGAGGACUGUAGCUAACUAUUUAUCAAUGCUAUGGAAUCAUUUUCACGUAACCGGUGAUUUGCUUAUGUCAGACGAUUUAAGGUAAUUAACAUGGUCAAUUCCUCAAAGCUAUAAUUAUCCACCAAUGUAUCCUUCUAGAAAGUGUCACAUUAUAGCAGUUCCAUUUUAAAAUGUUGAAACUAUCAUUCUACCGUUGUGACUGGAAACCUCAAUAUGCAACAUCCAUACAUUAUACAUAUGUUUAUUGCAGUAUAAUUGUAUUCUCUCCAUAUUUCAUUAAUGCUUUACUUGCUAGAUUUUCCUUACCAUAUUUACAACAAACAAGGGCUUGUGAUAUUAGCUGCCAUUUUACUGCCGUGGGAAACUACCACAAUUUGUCCAGUGUGCCUAGAGCAGGAAUGUCUGUGACUGGUCGAAGACCUGAAACGGUUUAGACAAGACGCUAAACUGGUUUAAAACAAGUUAUUUAAUGAAGAUACCUAAUGUGAGCAGAAACUAUACUAUAUACAGUGUUGGCUUAGUGCUCAUAUCAAUCAGUCCCUAUGGGGCAGAAUACAAUGAGUUACUAUUGAAAACGGACAUCCCUGUCGUUCCUAUUUGGCAGUCAAUUCUGAAUUAUACCUCCAGGGGCAGCAUAACACUGCCUAAUGUGGACUGCCAUCUUGCAUGCAUACUUUCUUGUAUAAUUUCAUUGGGAUCUAGGUUUGCUACAUUUGAAGUACAGAAAAGAAUAAUAGGAUUGUUAUCACAUGAUAACUGCCACACAUGAACAAAUGCUCAUUCUGUAGAAUUAAUGUUCAAGAUUCUGAAUUAUUCAAAAUUCCUUUUAAAAACCUUGACGCCGAUUUGGUCAGGUUAGAGUUUCUAUUCGCCUUUCACAGAACUUCAACAUUAAAUAGCGGAAUAUGUUGGAAAAAACAACAGGCUUAAAACAGGGAAUAAUCUACUUCUGCUGUAAUUAAAAAUGUUUACUGAAGAGAGCUGUUCCAGUUCACAUUACUAUGGAAAUGUUGCUUGCCUAAACAGUCAGCUUUAUACCAUAAUACAAUUGUCAUGUGAUAAUGGAGUAGGCUUUAUGUCUGGUUUAUUAAAUCAAAACAAUCUC
Salvelinus fontinalis (brook trout) is the source of this 4350-nucleotide messenger RNA. Its product is annotated as sodium channel subunit beta-1-like. Gene Ontology annotation, cellular component: voltage-gated sodium channel complex. Gene Ontology annotation, molecular function: sodium channel regulator activity. The record is from RefSeq and is a predicted model, not a curated record. The transcript is spliced from 5 exons. The coding region runs from base 1242 to 1895 and encodes 217 amino acids. Gene Ontology annotation, biological process: cardiac muscle cell action potential involved in contraction; sodium ion transport; regulation of heart rate by cardiac conduction. Lineage: Eukaryota; Metazoa; Chordata; Actinopteri; Salmoniformes; Salmonidae.